Molecule: messenger RNA, 975 nt
Organism: Piliocolobus tephrosceles (Ugandan red Colobus)
Lineage: Eukaryota; Metazoa; Chordata; Mammalia; Primates; Cercopithecidae
Gene: PFN4
Product: profilin family member 4
Exons: 5
Coding region: 374-763 (129 amino acids)
Cellular component (GO): cell cortex
Molecular function (GO): actin monomer binding
Source: RefSeq, a predicted model, not a curated record
AGCGAGUCCGCGCGGGCGGCGCCAGGGCGGCGGAGGACGGAUUCAGGCCCAAAGGGGAUUGGGCGGCGGCUCUAGCUGGCGGGUCUUGGUUUGCGGAAGGGGCUGGAGUCCCUGCUUCUGGGUGACCGGCGCUAGGCCCGGCCAAUCCCGCCGCCGCCACCCACCCGCAACCGUGUCGGUUGACGGGCGGGUCCUUGGUCGCCAUUCCCUUGCGGAGCACCAGAGAGCGGGGUGGCGUCCGCUCCCUCAAGUCCUCGGUGCUGGGGAAUUCACCGCUCACCACACCCUGCCCCGCCUAAGGUCCUGCUCGGGGACCAAACCACUGGAAGGCAGUGGCGGGAAAGGGGCGCCUGUGCCGGAGAGUUGAGGGAACAUGAGCCAUUUGCAGACCUUAUUGUUAGACACCCUCUUGGGAACCAAGCACGUGGACAGUGCAGCCCUCAUCAAAAUCCAGGAGCGGAGCCUGUGUGUAGCAUCACCAGGUUUUAAUGUAAUGCCCAGUGAUGUCCGAACACUGGUGAAUGGAUUUGCCAAGAACCCUUUGCAAACCCGAAGAGAAGGAUUGUAUUUCAAGGAAAAGGAUUACAGAUGUGUCCGGGCAGAUGAAUAUUCUCUUUAUGCCAAAAAUGAGAACACUGGUGUGGUUGUCGUGAAGACCCAUCUGUAUCUUCUGGUGGCAACUUACACUGAGGGCAUGUAUCCUAGUGUCUGUGUGGAAGCCACAGAGAGCCUGGGAGACUACCUAAGAAAAAAAGGAAGUUAAGUCAUCAGAGGCCCAUGAAAGACACUUUUAUUGUUUUAGAAGAAAAUUGGAGAGCCUAAAGAAAAAAUAUUUUAUGGUUGAAAAAACACUAGAUAGAAGCCACUAAAAAAGAAGAAUGAAUUAAGGGAGUGAUUUUUAUUACUUCAAGAGAUCCUCUUCUUUCAUUGAAAUUACUUGAUCAACUUUUUUUUUUUUAAAUAAGUAUUGGUCAU